GCAGCGGGGACAGCCGCGGAGCCGCCGAGGAUGAGCUGGUUCAACGCCUCGCAGCUGUCCAGCUUCGCCAAGCAGGCGCUGUCGCAGGCGCAGAAAUCCAUCGACCGGGUGCUGGACAUCCAGGCCGAGGAGAGCCCCUGGCCCGACGCCGUCAUCCCCGACUACGGUGACGGAACAAAUUCUCUCAUAAGUGGAGGAUGGGACACAUCUUCCUGGGGCUUGAGCUCAAAUACAGAACCCCAGAAUCAGCCAGUAUCACCCACAGCCAUCACAAAGCCUGUGAGGAGGACGGUAGUGGAUGAAUCUGAAAACUUCUUCAGUGCCUUUCUCUCCCCUACAGACGUUCAAAGCAUACAGAAAAACCCAGUGGUGUCUAAACCUCCAGCUAAAUCACAGCGACCCAAAGAGGAGGUGAAAAGCACUUUAAAGGAGUCUCAACACUCCAGUCAGCUGGAAGGGCCAGUGACAACAGAGGCUGAAGUGAAGGAUUCCUCCGUGACUAUCCUGGACUUGAAAAGCCUUGAUAUUCCCAAGGAGAAAUUAGAAGAGAAUGCUGUACUCAAAUCUGAUGCCCAGCAUGAAGCAAGCACAAAUGAAGUUACUGACCAGAAGGUGUCUACUCUAAAUUUUGAAGAACCUGAAGAUUCUCCUACCGAAAAAUCCAGUGUAGGAGGGGAUGGAGCAGCAGGUGCACCUGAGGGCACAUCGCAGCCCCUUGGAGCAGGCACCAAAGACCUGGGUUUGGAAGGGAAGGAGAGAAAGACUGAGGACAGACAAAGCAAUACCCCAUCACCUCCCAUCAGCACCUUCUCCUCAGGCACUUCCACAACGAGUGAUAUUGAAGUUCUGGACCACGAAAGUGUGAUAAGUGAGAGCUCAGUAAGUUCCAGACAAGAAGCUGCAGAUUCAAAAUCCACCCUUCACCUGAUGCAGACAUCGUUCCAGCUCUUAUCCACGUCUGCCUGUGCGGAUUAUAAUCGCUUAGAUGACUUCCAGAAAAUGACUGAGAGCUGUGGCUCCUCGGAUGCUUUUGAAAGAAUUGAUUCAUUCAGUGUGCAGUCCUUGGAUAGCAGGAGUGUCAGUGAAAUAAAUUCAGAUGAUGAGUUAUCAGGCAGGGCUUCUGCUUCAGCGCCUAUUGCUGUCAGUCCUUCCGUGCCAAAGACAGAAACGGUUGACACCCCGAAAAAUAAAUCUGAAAACUUGAAUGAUGCUCCUGUGUUACAUGCUGAGGAAGCUGAGAUGGAAGAGAGUGGGAGAAGUGCAACCCCUGUUAAUUCUGAGCAGCCAGAUGUUGUUUUGGUUGCUGCUGUGCAAACUGUUGAAGAACAGGUUGUGAAGGAGGAGGCUGAGCCCCAGCAGGAUGCUGGGGAACAAUUGGUAGAAGAGGACACUGAGAAGCAAGAGCUUAAAAAGAUGAUUGAUUCAUUAACUGAGAAGCUGGAGAAGAGGGAAAUACAAUUAUUAAGUACUAGUAAAGAAAGGGCUCGCUUGGAAGAAGCUUAUGAUAACCUCAAAGAUGAAAUGUUUCGAAUGAAAGAAGAGAGCAGCAGCCUUUCCUCUCUCAAAGAGGAGUUUGCUCAGCGAAUUGCAGAUGCUGAGAAGAAGCUCCAACUGGCCUGCAAAGAGAGAGAUGCAGCUAAAAAGGAAGUAAAGACUGUUAAAGAAGAAUUGGCUACUAGGCUUAAUACCAAUGAAACUGCUGAAUUACUGAAAGAAAAAGAAGAGCAAAUCAAAGGAUUAAUGGAGGAAGGAGAAAAGCUUUCCAAGCAGCAGCUGCACAAUUCCAACAUUAUUAAGAAAUUAAGAGCCAAAGAGAAAGAGAGAGAAAAUACUAACACGAAACAGAGCAAAAAGAUUAAGGAAUUGGAAGAGGAGUUGCAGCAUUUAAAACAGGUGCUUGAUGGCAAGGAAGACCUUGAGAAGCAGCAUCGAGACAGCAUUAAACAACUGAACAGUGUUGUGGAGAGACAAGAAAAGGACCUUGCUAAACUUCAGGCAGAAGUGGAGGAGCUUGAAGAAAGGAACAGGAGUGUGCAGGCAGCACUCGACAGUGCAUACAAGGAACUUGCAGAUCUUCAUAAAGCUAAUGCUACAAAGGACAGUGAGGCUCAGGAAGCAGCCCUAAGUCGGGAAAUGAAGGCAAAGGAAGAGCUUGGCUUAGCACUGGAAAAGGCCCAGGAGGAGGCUCGGCAGCAACAGGAAGCUUUGGCAAUUCAGGUGGCAGACCUGAGGCUGGCACUGCAACGUGCAGAGCAGCAGGCAGCAAGAAAAGAAGAUUAUUUACGGCAGGAAAUAGGUGAACUACAACAGAGACUCCAAGAAGCAGAGGGCAGGAACCAAGAGCUGAGCCAAAGUGUCACCUCUGCUACACGGCCCCUUCUGCGGCAGAUAGAGAACCUGCAGGCCACGCUGGGAGCACAGACCUCUGCAUGGGAAAAACUGGAAAAGAACCUUUCUGACAGGCUGGGUGAGUCUCAAACUCUUCUAGCAGCAGCUGCUGAGAGAGAACGGGCUGCUACAGAAGAACUUCUUGCUAAUAAAAUUCAGAUGUCUUCAUCUGAAUCUCAAAAUAGUCUUUUAAGGCAAGAAAAUACCCGUCUUCAGGCUCAGCUGGAAGUGGAGAGAAACAAAUUGAAGAAAAUGGAAAAUGAAAACAGCAGGUAUGAGGUUGAACUAGAAGGGCUCAAAGAUGAGUAUGCAAAAACCUUGGAAGAUGCAAAGAAAGAAAAGGCACUGCUGGCUACUCAGUUAGAAAUGGAGAAGAUGAAAGUCGAACAGGAGAGGAAGAAGGCUAUUCUUGUGCAAGAAGCAGCAAAGGAGAAGGACCGAAAAUCAUUUACAGUUGAAACUGUAUCAAGUACUCCAUCAAUGUCCCGCUCCAGUUCCAUGAGUGGGGUGGACAUGGCAGGUCUUCAGACCUCUUUCCUCUCACAGGAUGAUCCUCAUGAUCACUCCUUUGGACCAAUAGCUACCAGUGGGAGCAAUCUCUAUGAUGCAAUAAGGAUGGGAUCAGGUUCAAGUAUCAUUGAAAACCUACAGUCACAGCUAAAACUAAGAGAAGGAGAGAUUUCACAUCUACAGCUGGAAAUUGGAAACCUGGAGAAAACUCGAUCAAUAAUGGCAGAAGAGCUGGUUAAGUUAACAAAUCAAAAUGAUGAACUUGAAGAAAAAGUGAAAGAAAUACCCAAAUUACGCACACAGUUAAAGGAUUUGGAUCAGAGGUACAACACCAUUCUCCAGAUGUAUGGGGAGAAGGCAGAGGAGGCUGAGGAGCUCCGACUGGAUCUGGAAGAUGUGAAAAACAUGUACAAGACUCAGAUAGAUGAACUUUUAAAACAAAGACAAAAUUAAUUCCUCAUGGAACUCUUAACACUAGAUGGUGACAGACUGUAAAGAUAACUGUUUAUGUAAAUGCUGAAUUUAAAUGUCUUGUAAAAAAACCCUGUAUUAUAGAAAAUGUGACUAUAUAAUAGAGUUCAUAUGUUGACAGAAGAAUCAAUGCUUUAAGUGUCCUGUUCUGUCUGCAGUUAAAUUAUUUGUGCAAUAUUUAAUUUUUUUCUUCAGUCAUCCCUUUAUUUAAUUUUUUCUAAAUGGUGGGUCAUUUCACACAAACAGCAGAAAUUAUGGUUGUUGGUUUCUCGUGAGACAGCACUGGAAGACAUGAGUAGUACUAAAGCAGCCCUUGAUUCAUAAUCUUUGUAAACCUAUGAAAAUCACAUUAGAAGUCUUUCUCAAGUGUUCAUAUAAGUUUUUCUAAAAUCUCAUCAGGUAAUUUUUAAUAACUAAGUAGCAGGAAUUUGCUGUCUAAAGCAUAACUGGUGGAUAUUUUUAUGACAGGAAAAUCUUAGAUUUGUGCUUACAACAUCUGAAUGUGUCAGGGUGAUUAUUCUUAGACAAAUCAGAUUAGUCUGACGACACUAAGUCCUCUAAAGCAGAGUGUGAGACUCAGAUGAGACUUCAAAUUACAGCUUCAUUUUGUGUAUUGCUUGUGUUCUCAUGAGCAAUCUGGAGACAGCAGCUCUGCUUGUAAUGAUAACUGUGUUCAAUUUUUAACACCAGAAAUAUGAUACUAAAUAUCUGUUCUAGAUUUAGUAGCUGAUUUUUAACAGUAGAUAGAACAGUUCAGAAGAAUGCAGGAAACUGACUUUUUAAAAAUAAAUGGCUGCAGAUCUCAUGGUUCCUUUUAUAAAAGUAGCAAGGGUUAGACUUCUUGUAAAAUUGAACUGUGGCUUAAUAAUAGUUUUUGAGCACGUCUCCAGUGGCUGCAGAGUAUUUCUCAUGGCGUUCCUUAAGCAAGGUAUUGGUCAAACAGCACUCACAUGACUUGGAGUUGAGCUGCAUUUUUGGUAAUGUCAGAGGAAAUGUUUGAAUGGGACCCUUGGGAAUGCUGAGAAGAAGCUUUCGUCUUCCUCUCUGCAUUCCAGAGAGCAAAUGUUUUGCUGCAUCUCAGAACCUACUCGUGUGAAAUACUGGGCAGUUGAAAUUCUUUGCUUAUCACACCAGUGCCUCUGUUGGGAGGGAAUUUAUUUUUUUCCCCAGACCAGUACACAUUGUAAUUUGGGAAUUCUUUUCCUGCUUGGGUAUUUGGUGGCCUGACAGACAAAGGAUGUGAAGGAUGAGGAGUUGCUUCUGGAGAAAUGCCUCUUGGUAAUAUGAUUUUACUAUGGGUGUUAAGGAUUUAUUCCUCACUGGGAGAACAGUUAGUCACUGAAAUUACACAGGCAAGGGAAUGUUCAUGGAAAAUCCUAGUCUGAUUUGAGAUUCAGACAGUUACUCUGUGAGGAUUUCAUUAAAGUCAUAGAGCCAGAACACUUAACUUUGUUGUAACUCCCCAUCUGUCAUAGAAAAUUCUAACUGCUUUAAUAAAAACACUUCUUUCUCUUC
Sturnus vulgaris (Common starling) is the source of this 4884-nucleotide messenger RNA. RefSeq names its product TATA element modulatory factor 1 (gene TMF1). The record is from RefSeq and is a predicted model, not a curated record. Lineage: Eukaryota; Metazoa; Chordata; Aves; Passeriformes; Sturnidae. Gene Ontology annotation, cellular component: Golgi apparatus; endoplasmic reticulum.